AUGGCAGGAGGUAGGAACGAUCAUGCAAUCGCUGAUGCUUUACAAGCGAUGGCUCAGGCUCUUGGUAAUUUGAACCAACGACCAGAGAUAUUCCAAGCUAUGGGAUGUCCUUUGAUACAGAAGGUGACUUUGGCUGCCUUCAUGCUUUCUGGAGUGAUUGCCUUCAUGCUUUCUGGAGAGGUUGGCAUCUGGUGGCAAGGUGCUUUGCAAAGAAUGAUGGCUGCAGGUACCCAAGUGUACUGGGAGAAUUUCAAACAGCUAUUCUUGGAGAAAUACUUUCCGCGAGAUGUGAGACAUAAGAAACAGGUGGAAUUCCUUGAGUUGAAGCAAGGAAAAAAUUUUGUGGCUGAGUAUGUGACUAAGUUUGAAGACUUGGUCAGAUUUUCUCCUAUGUAUGAUGGUGUGGGCAAUGAGGAGGACAAAUGUGUGAAGUUUGUGAGUGAUCUUUUCCCUGAGAUUAAACAAGUUUUCAAUUACCAAAGGAUUACUCAAUAUCAUGAUCUGGUGAACAAGUUUCGAGUCUAUGAUGAGGACAACCGUGUUAGAAUAACUCAUUAUAAGAGUGGAGGACCCAUGAGGAAUCAUAAUAAGUUUGGGUCAUCUAGUAAGGGUAAGCUUUACACCAAGUCUAUUGGAGAUUCGAGUUCUAAAGUGAAUAACCAAGGUUCUUUACAACAAAGGAGUCAAGCUCCAAUGACUAGCCAAACUUCUAAAGGGGGAAGUGUGGGUUCUGUUCCACACAACAAUUACUUCAAAUGUGGAGAACCAGGUCGUAGGGCAUAUGAGUGUCAGGUAUCAAAAGUAAUAACAUGUUUUAAUUGUCAAGAGAAAGGACAUAAAGCUCGUGAAUGCCCUAAGAACAAGAAAGGAACAACAGAAGUUGGAGGGAGCACUAGCAAACCUAGGGCUAUCGGAAGGGUGUUUGCCUUGAGUGGUGCUGAAGCUACUCAAUCCAAAGACUUAAUCCAGGAGGAGGUGAGUUUCUUAGGACAUGUGAUUUCAAGUGGGGGUAUAGCAGUAGAUCCAUCUAAACUUGAGGCGGUGCUUAAAUGGGAGACACCUAAGUCAGUUAGUGAGAUUAGGAGCUUCCUUGGAUUGGCUGGAUACUAUAGAAGAUUAAUAGAGGAAUUCUCUAAGUUAUCAUUACCCUUGACAAGUUUAACUAGGAAAGGAGUUGUGUUUGUAUGGGAUAGUAAAUGUGAGAAUAGUUUCCGAGCCCUUAAGGAGAAGUUGACUAGUGCACCUGUUUUAGUGUUGCUUGACCUUAGUAAGACUUUUGUGGUUUAUUGUGACGCUUCUAAGAUAGGUUUGGGUGGAGUGUUAAUGCAAGAAGGAAAUGUCGUAUCUUAUGCAUCUAGGAAAUUGAAAAUACAUGAGAAGAAUUACUCCACCCAUGAUGAUAGAAAGAGUAGGAGAAGGGAUGAACAAGUUCCUCCUAAGCUCCUCCUAGGCACGGAUCCUCUUUGA
Cajanus cajan (pigeon pea) is the source of this 1467-nucleotide messenger RNA. The record is from RefSeq and is a predicted model, not a curated record. NCBI's taxonomy places the organism in Eukaryota, Viridiplantae, Streptophyta, Magnoliopsida, Fabales, Fabaceae.